CGAAGGCUGCUGCGGGACGCGUAGCAGGGCGUGGGGACGACCUGAGAGCAGAGCGGCGGGGCGCCCGGAGGUGUCGUAUGCGGAGUCCUCCCCGGCCACGCCAUGCCGAGCUGGAGGCUGCUGGCUCAGGCCGGUGCCCAGGUGCUGGGCCGCGGUGCAGGCGUCCUAGGUGCAGCCCCGGGCUCGGGGAACAGAACAAACAUAUGGCUUUUUGUUAGAAGUCUCAAUGGCAAGAGUUGCACUUGGUGGGAUGAGCAUCUUUCUGAAGAAAAUGUCCCAUUCGUUAAGCAGUUGGUCUCUGAUGAGAAUAAAGCUCAAUUAGCAAGUAAACUGUGUCCUCUGAAAGAUGAACCAUGGCCUGUAUAUCCUUGGGAACCAGGUUCUUCUAGAGUUGGCCUUAUUGCAGUGAAGCUGGGCAUGAUGCCCUUGUGGACCAAGGAUGGUAAACAGCAUGUGGUCACGUUACUUCAGGUACAAGACUGUCAUGUCCUAAAAUAUACUCCAAAGGAAGACCAUAAUGGAAAAAUGGCAGCCCUAACUGUAGGAGGAAAAACUGUGUCACGUUUUCAUAAAUCUCCAUCCAUAUUGGAAUUUUACCAAGAACUUGGAUUACCACCAAAACAGAAAAUCAAAAUCUUUCAUGUGACAGAUAACGCUGUAAUUAAGCCAGGCACUCCUCUUUAUGCUGCCCAUUUUCGCCCAGGACAGUAUGUGGAUGUCACAGCCAAAACUAUUGGUAAAGGUUUUCAAGGUGUCAUGAAAAGAUGGGGAUUUAAAGGCCAGCCUGCUACUCAUGGUCAAACGAAAACCCACAGGAGACCUGGAGCUAUUUCAACUGGUGAUGUUGCAAGAGUCUGGCCUGGAACUAAAAUGCCUGGACAAAUGGGGAACAGAGAUAGGACAGCAUUUGGACUGAAAGUGUGGAGAAUAAACACAAAGCACAAUAUAAUCUAUGUAAAUGGCUCUGUACCUGGACAUAAAAAUUGCUUAGUAAAGAUUAGAGAUUCUAACUUGCCAGCACAUAAGGAUUUCUGUAAAAAUCUACCAUUCCCUACGUAUUUUCCUGAUGGAGAUGAAGAAGAACUACCAGAAGAUUUGUACGAUGAAAAUGUAUUUCAGCUCAGUGCGCCUUCUAUUACAUAUGCCUGACUUAACUGGACAUGGCUGAACCUCAUAUAUUCUGUGGGCUUUGCUGAGCCAGUGCUACAAUAUCACCAGGAACUAUAUUCUUUUUUUUUUUUUUUUGGUCACAACAAUACUAUUUGUAACAUCUUUGUCAAGGGCAUAAAGAUAUUAUUCAUCCCUCAACUAAAUUUUCUUAGAAAAAUUUCCACAUUAAACAAACCAGCUAAGUAGAUUGGAUGGAUGUACCAAAUUAGAGGUGGGCUGGCAGUUUGCAUAUUAGCAAAAUCUUUGUAAUUUUUGAGCUUCACUCUCUUUUAUUAUGUAUUUCCCAAAUUAUCUUAAGAUGUUUAUAAAUUAGCUUCUUUUAUUAGAAGAUUUUGUCUGUCUUCUUGAAGGGAUUGUUGUGAAGCAGUGGAAAAUCAUAUGGGGACUAUAGAGCAGCCUAUUGAAAUAAAAGAAACGUUUCCUAAAUUUCUCUUUUAUUCUACAUCUUAGAGUCCAAUAGGAAGAAAGUGAGAUUUUUAUUUAAAUUACAGAGACAUACAUAUCAUAGUUAAAGACCUGAUAAAAGACAAUGAAACAAAUUAUGCGUCCUGUUUACAUUUCUGUCGAGAGGGAUAAUUAUUUUUUAGUUCAAUCACUCAGUUAAUAAGUGCAAUCAUUUUUCCUUGAAGCCUUCCAGAAAAAAUUUGAAGUGGCCUGGGAUUCUACAUUCAGCAAACUUAUUAAUUGCCUACUAUCGAAAAUGUUUAUGGCCCCUGAGUUUCUCAUCAGUAGGGGAAUUAAGAUAUAUUUCUAAUGGCUACUUAAUGACAAACAGAUAAUUAAGCUUAACAACAUAAGUAAAAGUAAGACUCAUUUAACUACAGAAUUUCCUCUGGACUAGAUUACCAAGGACCCACAGAGCCCAACUUUUAACUCCAGAUGUUGGGUGAGACUUGGUUCAUAGCACCUAAGCCUUAUCAACCAUCGUGUUAUGUCUCCAUGUGAUUUCCUGAUAACUAAUGAAUUUUUGUUUAAAAAAAACCGAUAGUACUUCCUGUCUAUAUCACAUUUCUCUUAUUCUUCAUUUUAAACCCAAGUGUAGUUACAUCUCUUUUUGAAGAUUUUAUUUUACUUCGUUUUAUACCAUUAAAGAUUAGUGGCAACUAACAGGAAAUCUAUGCAAUAAGCAUCUAGGAUGGUACAAAUUAGAAUAAGUGAUGUCAUCCUGGUUGGGGGUUGGGAAGGAAUGGUGCCAAUACAAUAUAAAUGAGCAGACUGACAUACAGAGUGUUACAGUAUUAGUUUGACUUGGAGCUUCCUGGGUGCCAAAUAAGUUACAUUAUUUGUUACAUAACUCACUUUAAUCAUGAGUUCCUCAGGAGGAAUCCUUUUAUUCAUAUUUUUGAAAGUAGUAUUAACUAUUAAACUAAUUUAGUAUUACCUUUUUUUAGGUUUUUGAACAGUGAAAAUAAGUCUGUAAGGAUAAAUUGUCUUUAACUAGAGUAGGUCUAGGGAAAAAAGAAGUCACCACACCAUUUUUGUUUAAAAACAAAAAUAACUUACCAAACUAGAAAUUCCUUAACUUCUUAAAGAAUAUCUCAAGGAAACAUUGUACUCAGUGGUAAAAGAUCAGAAGCAUUAUUGUUAAAGACCAAACAAGGAUAAUCUCUGCAGCUUUUAUUCAGCAAUGUUCUUGGCAGUCCUAGCCAGUGUAGUAAGAGAAAGUAAUGAGAUAAAUAUUGGAAAGUAAGAAUAAUUCUCAUGAUUUGUAGGAAAUAUAAUCUACCUAGAAAAUCAAAAAGAAUCAACUGACAAACUGUUAGAAUCAAUAGAGUUCAAAAAGGUGGCUGAAUACAAGGUUAAUAUACAAACGUCCACUAUAAAAGCAACAAUUAAUUGGGAGGUUUCAUGGCGGGGAGGGAAUGGAUACCAUUUACAACAGUAACAAAAAAUACAGGGUACCUAGGAACAAGCCUAACAAAUGUGCUAGGGUGUUACGGGAAAAGAUAAAAUUUUAUUGAAGGGCAUAAAAGAAUUUGAAUAAGGGGAGAGGAAUACAGUCAUGAAUAGGAAGACUCAAUACUGUAAAUUCAGUUCUAUUUUAAAAUCUCAGCACGACUUGUUAUGUAACUAUUCAAGUUAAUUCUAAAGUUUUUGUGAGUAUAAAUUAAAGAAUAAUCAAAACUUAAUAUGGUACCAGUUAAGUCCACUGCCAUUGAGUCGAUUCCAACCUAUAGCGUCCAUAUAAGACAGAGUAGAACUGCCCCAUAGGGUUUCCAAGGUUGUAAUCUUUACGGAAGCAGACUGCCACAUCUUUCUCCCAAGAAGCAGCUGGUGGGUUCGCCUAUGUUUAGGGACUUAAAAUACAUUUAACUUUGAACUUCAAAAUGCUGUACGUCUUAAUUCUCCUUUUUUGAUCAAAAGUUUUUAAUGAACUUGUAGAUGCAUUAAAGUUUGCUGAUAAAGCAGUGGAAAGCAACUGUUCUCUUUCAAGACAGAUGGAUGAUUAUUGCUGGGAGAACAUAAAAUCUUUUGUCCGCAAAAAGUAUUUGCAGAGAGGAGGAGGGAAAGAAAUUUUUACAUCAUAGUAUCUGAAAAUGGC
Trichechus manatus latirostris (Florida manatee) is the source of this 3712-nucleotide messenger RNA. RefSeq names its product mitochondrial ribosomal protein L3 (gene MRPL3). The transcript has 10 exons. Gene Ontology annotation, molecular function: structural constituent of ribosome. Gene Ontology annotation, cellular component: ribosome; mitochondrial large ribosomal subunit. Lineage: Eukaryota; Metazoa; Chordata; Mammalia; Sirenia; Trichechidae. The record is from RefSeq and is a predicted model, not a curated record. Gene Ontology annotation, biological process: translation. Bases 103 to 1149 code for a protein of 348 amino acids.